Messenger RNA from Ailuropoda melanoleuca (giant panda), 5231 nucleotides. It is a transcript of the gene FAXC, whose product is annotated as failed axon connections homolog, metaxin like GST domain containing. The record is from RefSeq and is a predicted model, not a curated record. The coding region runs from base 267 to 1337 and encodes 356 amino acids. Lineage: Eukaryota; Metazoa; Chordata; Mammalia; Carnivora; Ursidae. Gene Ontology annotation, cellular component: cytoplasm. The transcript has 8 exons.
GGGAGGGGCUGGAGCGACAGCGGAGGGCGGGCCGGGGCUUGGUGGGGACGGAAAUCCGGGCCCUGCCUGCAGCUUCCUCCCGGUGGAGCCGCAUUUUCAGGCACCUCCGCAGCCCUAGCGCUAGCGCGCCAAGCGGUUCCCGGGCGUGCCGCCUGGAGGCGCGGAGCCCGCCGGGCGCUCCCAGCCCUGCAGCUCCGGCCGGGGCGGAGGCCGCCGGACCGCGGAGAUGCGGGGCGGGGGCAGGGCGCGGGGAUUACGGUGGGAUCAUGGCAGGGCUGGGCUCCGAUCCCUGGUGGAAGAAAACACUUUACUUGACCGGGGGAGCUUUGCUGGCCGCAGCUGCGUAUCUGCUCCACGAACUCCUGGUCAUUAGGAAACAGCAAGAGAUUGACUCCAAAGAUGCUAUUAUUUUGCAUCAGUUUGCAAGACCUAACAAUGGUGUCCCCAGUUUGUCUCCUUUCUGUUUGAAAAUGGAAACUUACUUAAGGAUGGCUGACUUACCCUACCAGAAUUAUUUUGGUGGAAAACUUUCUGCUCAAGGGAAAAUGCCUUGGAUUGAAUAUAAUCAUGAAAAAGUUUCUGGCACAGAAUUCAUAAUUGACUUUCUGGAAGAGAAACUUGGAGUGAAUUUAAACAAAAACCUUGGCCCUCACGAAAGAGCCAUCUCCAGAGCAGUGACCAAGAUGGUGGAGGAGCACUUCUACUGGACGUUAGCUUAUUGCCAGUGGGUGGACAAUCUCAAUGAGACCCGGAAGAUGCUCUCUCUUAGUGGUGGCGGUCCCUUCAGUAACCUGCUGAGGUGGGUCGUGUGCCACAUAACGAAAGGAAUUGUGAAACGCGAGAUGCACGGCCACGGCAUUGGCCGCUUCUCAGAGGAAGAGAUUUACAUGCUGAUGGAGAAGGACAUGCGGUCCUUGGCAGGGCUUUUGGGUGAUAAGAAGUACAUCAUGGGGCCCAAGCUUUCUACUCUCGACGCCACUGUCUUUGGACACUUGGCACAGGCAAUGUGGACCUUACCUGGGACAAGACCAGAGCGGCUGAUCAAAGGUGAGCUGAUCAACCUUGCCAUGUACUGUGAGAGGAUAAGGAGGAAAUUCUGGCCUGAGUGGCACCAUGAUGAUGACAACACCAUCUACGAGUCUGAGGAGAGCAGCGAAGGCAGCAAAACCCACACGCCUCUGCUGGAUUUCAGCUUUUACUCAAGGACAGAGACCUUUGAAGAUGAGGGAGCAGAGAACAGUUUUUCCAGAACCCCAGAUACAGAUUUCACUGGACACUCGCUCUUUGAUUCUGACGUGGACAUGGAUGACUACACAGACCACGAACAGUGCAAGUGAUGUUCAGCCUCGCUGACCCUCUUCUGCCGGAGCUGCCACUCCCUGGGCUUGGUCCACUUUCCCAGGUAGAAAUCCAUCUCGGCUGGGAGGAGAUCUUCGUGCUUGGCACACUUCUGACAAGCUAACUGGACUAUAGCAGCCUUAUUUCUUUUUGUACAAACAGAACACAGAACCAUUCAGAUGGCUCCAUUUAAAACAAACAGGCAAAAAAGAAAAAAAAUGUCAGCAUGGUUCCUGAAAUCCAUUUUUGUUUUCAUUAGAAAACUAACAUUGUGUGGUAGAGCAGGUGCAAGAAUAGGUUGUCUAUGGGUCGUGUUUACAUAGAUCCUCUUCAGCCCGAGAGCUCAGUUGUGAGACGGAUUCUCGAGCAUCCUUCAUCCGCGUGGGUUCGAUGUAGCGAGAGAGGUCAUCAGGAGAAAUGUAGGAGACAGAUAGAUGUUCUAUGGUGGCUGCUUGUAUUUUAUGUGUGUAUAUUAUAUGUUGAGAUAAUUCAAAUAAAAUCCAUAGAUAUUCAGUGAACACCUACUAUGUGCAAAGCACUGUGCUAGGUGCUAAUCAGUAUAAGUUUUCUUCUCAGUCCUGCCAGUGACUAGCUGUGUGAUUUCGGGCAAGUCCCUUAAUUCUUGUGUGCCUCAUUUCCCCCACCUGUUAGGUGGGGAUAACAAUACUCUCCACCUACCUACCUCACAGGGGUGUUGUGAGGAUUCAUGUGGUAACAUUCGGCGCUUUAAACCUCUUGGAAGAGCUGUGACAUGACCACAACAUUUUAUUCUUGAUUGUUCUUCCGACGUAUGAAGAUCCAAGGAAAAAGGAAUUCCAUAUCCAGCCAACAGCAGCCACAGUCACUCGCGAAAGGCGAGCAGACGAAACACAUGCAAAGGCACAGCUAGGACUCUGUCCUCGUUCUUCCCUGUGAUCUCGCUUGAAUCGAAAUCUUUUGUUGAAAGAGCCUUGAACAUAUUUUUACAGAUCAUCAACAGCUACAAACAGUCUUCAAUUCUGUGUAUCUGCAGAAGUCUUUCUUUCGUUGCCUGAACGCACACUGGAAUGUGUCCUUUGUUGACUCCUGAGGGUUAAGUUGCCUGUGUUUGGUUUAUUUGAAGGGAAUAAAGCUCAGGAAUAUGAUGGGUUUCAUAGUGGUGAAGGGGAAAGGAUCUGAUUUUUUUAAGCAGACGCUUGCCAGCUUGUAAUGUCUUUUUGAAAACAAACCUUGCAAGAUGUAUUGAAAAGAUGAAGUAUGAAGAGGAUCACGUUACUGGUAUCAAAGCACUUUGUGCAGUAUAGACUCUAUGCAGUUUUACUAAUGCAACUUUUCCGGUGUUCUCAGCCAUUGCCCUGUGAGAGGAAGGCAAUGCUGAGGACGAAUCUUAAUGUUCCUUAAGGAUCUCCCGUAGCUUCCCUGUGCUCCCUCUCCUUCCCCGUAGAGCACAUGGACCCUUGGGGUUUCUGUAUUUACUAAGGCACUCUGUCUCUGAAGACAUCAUUUUUGUUGACUUAGAACAUUUUCCAGUGAAAUACGGGGUGAAGAUGCUGGGGUGAUGGCCGUGGAUUUGGGCUAGGAGGGUCAGUGAUAAGAUUUACAGCUGCGACCAGAACUGCCUGGCUUCUGAUCACAACGGACUCGCUGGGUAAUGGUCAUGCAUCGCGGGGCUAAAGAGGCACUGCUUCAAAGAUGGCAACGUGUGCUGAGAAGUUCACGCACCUGGCUUGAAAAAGACUCUCUUUGAAUAUGGCUUUUGCAAAAACAAUCCUACAAUGCUGUGGAUUCAACAGAGAGGUAAAGGGGGAGAGUUGCUGAGGCUGUUUACCAUUGAAGCAACCAUGUAGGACAUAUGUAACUGGGAGGAAAUGCGGAGAUGCCCUGAGUUAGGAAUGCUUACUGCACAGGAAACCCAGUUGUCAGUAUCUUAUUAAAACCAUUAAUCUUUGAGAGGACUGUUUGGUGCCUAAUGAAAAUGUGGUGGAGAACAUAUGAAUGGAUGAGCAUGUUUUAUCUGCAGCGUCACUUGGGAGGACUGUUCAUCUCUUUUGACUCUAACAAAUAAGUGUGUUCCAAGGUCAGCUGGUGGUAGUUCUGUGUGACUAGGGAAACUUCGGGCUUGAAAGUGUGAAUGCAAUAAACGGAUGGACUGUAGACCUAUCCACAUGAAGACUGAGUUGCCCUGUCCCUACCCUUAGCUGGAAAGAGUUGUGUUUGAAAUUUUGUCUACAAUUUAUUCUUCCUAUAUAGCACCAGGUUGUAUCUUUACUUCAAGAAUGAUUAAGUUUUGACUGUGUAAAGUCACAUAUUUUUUUCUUAUGCAUUGCUUGGAGGGCAAGUACAUGGAGAGCCAGUGUUCAUUGUGAAGUUGUAAAGUAAGUCAUUCUAUCCAGGUACCUCUCACAGGGGCUUGAAUGGACAUUACCACUUGAAGUCUUGGGUUCUAGGCUGACAGCUCAUGACUGGGUAGUCAACAUUUUGUAGGUGUAACUUGAUUUGGAACCCUGGAAUAAUAUCCCCAGGUUUUACCUUUCCAACGUGGGUUAUGGAAACAAAAUGGCCAAGACGGAAUCGAUGUGUUGAUGUCCUGGCUAGUCUUAUUGGGAGGGCUUUGAUUUUAUUUUUUUAAUUUUAAUUUUAUCUUUCAUUCUUAAGCUCCCCAGAUUUGAAGUGUUCUCCAAUAUGGUGAACAGGUGCUACUUAUAAGAAAAAUAACAAGAAAUUAGGGGACAUUUUGGUUAUCUGGCUUAAUUGUUCAAGUUGUAGUUCUUUUUUACUGGAAAGUAACUUAGGGAAAGUGUGAUCUUUAAUGUUAACAGAUGUUCUCAGUUGGGCAGAAGACCUGCUAGCCACCUGUUCUUUUUUAUCUGUCAUUGUAAAAAUAAAUUGUGCCCCUCUAUCCCUCUCCCUUUGCCCCUCCUCCCCACUCAUCAGGAUUGAGGCACAGCAGCAGUAUGAUUUAAUCUGCAUAUGUCAGAGUAGAUAUAAGAGCAAUAUAAAUUUAUGCAGAGGUAAACUAUAUUGUCAGAGUUUACCAUUUUGUUGUUGUGACAUAAUGAAUUGUUGCCGAGGCCAUGGGCUACUACCCAGGCGAUGCUGCUGAGGCCAUGGGCUACCCAGGUGACUGAUCAUAGACUUAGAACAACUUGGAACAACUACAGUCUGGCUCUCCGGUGAGCCCUGCCUGUGUAUACUGUGGUGUUAGGUAUUAGGAUAUGUUUUCCUGAAAUAGAGUUCAAGGAAAGGAAGAGCUAGGGAUUUUAGCUUCAUGGGUCUUGCCUAGAUUAUUUGAGAGAAAGUGUAGAAUCAUAGCAAUGUGUAGCUGGGCCAUGAAUUAGUUGUAGAAACCUCCUUACAAGAGAGCCUCAGAGGUUGUUAUUGUCUCCGUGUCACAUGCGCAUUCAUUUGCAGGGCAGGACCCAAACUGAAGUCUUUUCACCUUGCCUUAGAUAGUUCUUGCCAUUAUACCACUUUGACUUGGUUUCCUUUUCCACGUCCCCUGAGAAAUCACUCCAUGCUCGUGGAAACAGCACAUCCCCAGCCUCUCUCAAAGAGUGCUUGGAGUCUUCCACUCUUGUCCUCCAUGUCUAUUUAGCCCGGUCCAGACCAAUUCAAGAGAUCUUUCGUUAGAAUUUACUCUCUGCAGGGUACUGCUAGGCUCUGUGAGUGAUACCAAGUCACGAUGACUCCUUAUUCUUUGUUAUGUAUCUUUUACAAAUCCAUGCCCAUAUGCUCACUCAUUGCAUGUUUACUGAGCACCUACCCUGUGCCUGGCCCCGGGAUCCACACUGGACAUAGAGUGGUGAGCAGAACAGACAUGGUGCCCUGAUUUUAGAGCACCCUCUUUUGCCUAGACUUCUGUGAUAGUCUGUUGUAAAUGCUUUGUCAUGUCUCUGAUCUAUUCUACACAUAAC